This is a messenger RNA of Ectocarpus siliculosus, 691 nucleotides long. Lineage: Eukaryota; Phaeophyceae; Ectocarpales; Ectocarpaceae. The record is from the annotation of a GenBank genome assembly.
AUGACCACAGGAUACAUACAAGGUCUGGAGAGCGCCACAGACGGGUACAUUCUUGUGAGACGCCAGUGGAAAGGAGUUCCCAAUCACGUUUUCCAUGUCCGCGGUUGCUUUGGGAAAGCGGUGGAGCGAUGAGCAUGUGUAAGACCUUACGCUACGCGGAUUGCAGGUCGCCGUCGUUUCCGGCUUCGUGAAGGACUGUCGGGCCGUACAACGAUCUUGCCUUGGCCUGUGCAACGCGUGUCGAGAAGGGGUUCCAGUGGAACGCAUGCUUGUCGGCGAAGGGAUACCGCAGACACGCCUGGCGAUGGUCCUCCCAAAUGCGGUUCAAGCACAGGAGGAGGCCGAAAUUCCACGGACGCGAGUCCUGCAACCUCGCAGGGUACUCAGGUUGGAAUGGACUUUCACUCAUCGUGCAGCGCGGGUCAAGGCUGUCGACAAGGCUCCUGACUCUUCGGUGGAUGAUCCACGCGUGGGCAACGUGGACUUGAGGGAUGUGCAAUGGCCCGAAGGCGCCAAAGAAGUUGCCCUAAUCGUAUUCGACAAGGCGGUUGAAGGGGUGACGUGGCCGGUGGGUCUGGAGCGCUUAUCAUUCUAUGCCCUCCGAUCUGGGGGGCAGUCUAAUUGCGUGCAAGAUAUUGGCUCUUUCAAUCGUUCGCUUGUUGCGGCGAAUUUUCCUUCGGGCCUGCGAGAG